Molecule: messenger RNA, 4095 nt
Organism: Homalodisca vitripennis (glassy-winged sharpshooter)
Lineage: Eukaryota; Metazoa; Arthropoda; Insecta; Hemiptera; Cicadellidae
Gene: Lapsyn
Product: decorin
Exons: 5
Coding region: 113-1063 (316 amino acids)
Molecular function (GO): protein binding
Source: RefSeq, a predicted model, not a curated record
GGGGGGAAGAGUGAGAGAGAUGGAGAGACAGUCAGUGUUAUUCAAGUGCGCGGUGGGGUAGGAUAUACGCGUGUGUUCAUGUGUGUGUGUCUCAACUUCGCGUAAUGUGACAAUGGAUAUACACUAUCUCUAUUUGGUAGUGGCAGCCCUGCAGGGAUGGGUGACUGCCUCAGGAUUCCGCCGAUGCACCUACAGUAAAGAGCUAAAGAUGAUGGGUGCCAAUUGUUAUGAGCUCAACUUCGAGGAGAUCCCUAAGACUCUCAAUAAAGACAUUGAGUUUCUGUAUAUGGGGAAGAAUCGGAUCCGUACACUGACCAACUCUAGCCUCCAAGAGUACACCUCUCUGCGGUACCUCUAUCUGGGGGACAACUUCAUACAAAAGAUAGAGACUGGAGCCUUCUCUGAGCUGGAGGAUUUAGAGGUUUUGGAUCUCAGUCGCAAUGCACUCAUCAGCCUACCCACAGACCUUCCUCUACCUCUGCGCAAACUGUACCUUGCUGACAACCAGUUUUUGCGUAACCUCAGUCUCUCUGCAGCUUUCAAUCUCAACUUCCUCAACAUCGCCAAGUGUGACCUCAAGAAAAUCCCAGCCAUCGGCAUGCUUCCAAAUCUUCAGGUGCUGAAUGUUAGUGACAACCCCCUGCAGAGUGUGACUCCGGCUGACCUGGCGCCCCUGUGUCGGCUGGAGGUUCUCCACCUGCCGCCAUCACUGUACAGCCAGAUGGAUGACGAGACGCUGUGUCAAUGUCAUCGCCUCCUCACUUGGACCACUCAGCGAUACAUCAAACUUCCCGCCUUCAACUGCACCCCUCUCAGGGAUCCAGAUGCAGCAGGCUGCGACACAGACCUCAGUGAAGAGAUUAAGAUGUACAAAUCCUGUCUGGUUGCCACCCCUGCAACCACUACCCGCCACCUGCUGCUGGCAGUUCUAGCAGGUGCUUUGCUUCUGGCAGUUGUCGUCAUCGUCUGCUGGUGGCGAAAGGGUCGCACGAAAAAGAACUCGGUCCAAGAUCAAAAGAGGACAGAUAAGAACACCAAAGUAGCUGACACCCUGAUCACAUGAUCCUUCAUUGUUGUAUUCCUAGUUCCUACUUUAACUUGGUGUAAACAUUUUAUACUCCUUUCCUCCUUCAAUUACAUAACAUUAGAAGAGAAGUCAACUUUGAUACACUGAUACUACUGUGUGGUUGUGAACCUUAAUGAAAGUUUAUAGCAAUUGUGACUAAAAUUGUCUAGAGUACCACAAAUAAUGUUACAAUGAGAUAAUGUUAUGCCUUGAGAGUUGAACUAUACGAGUUUUUAUGAGAAAAAAAACUUCGCUGAUUAAUUGCAGUCUCUAGCAUCUACAGUAUUUAUUUUGUUAUUAAACAGUAUUUUGUCUAAACCAAUAUUACUUCUCUUCUAAUAUUUUGUUUAAACAUUUUGAGUACAAACUCUUGUACUUAAGCAAGUUUUUAGACUGAUGAAAUCCAACUUGUACUUAAACUUGUGCAUUUAUUUACUUUUUACAUUGUAUGUGUAUUAAAGAAAAAUAUACAAUUUUUCUAUGAUUUUUUGUGCAUAAGCCUUUAACAGAACAUAAAUCAUGGUCUCUGUUUCAUUAAGUAGAAUACAAUUAUUGUAUAUAUACAUAUAGUAGAUAGAAAUAGUCUUUGUUGUUAUUUUUUAACCUGUAUGUGCAUUAUUAACAUUAAUAAUGGAAAUGUCCUGUUCUAAACAGGACUUAAUUAUUGAUGUUUAAAAAACUUGUGAUAACAUUCCGUAUGAUAUUCCUGGGUUAUUGUCUUCAAAAUGGUUAUGGCUGUGUAUUUUAAUAUUUUUAAAUUUCCUAAUACCUAAAAGAUUCUAAUUUUUAAAGUUUUUUCAUCCUUAUGUAUUAAUUAGUGUAUAACUCUUCAUCCUUAAUGGAUAUAAAACAGAAUCGUUUAAAAUCUUUAACCACUUAACUAAAAAUCUAAUGUAUUUUCGAAAUUAAAGUACUGCAAAACUUACAAAUAUGUUUUUUUAUGUUAAAUUGCUAAAACAAAGUAAAUGUCAUUCACCUUAAUUUUUUCAUUUACUAUGUACACUAAGUAUGGUCUUACAUAAAGACAGGUCAAUAUUCAAUACUUAUAGUGUAUAUGAUAGUUUUGAGAUGAUAGUGCAAUUAUUUUUUUUAAUUAAAGUUCCCCAAUCAGUCAUUUACAUUUUUGUACAAUUACAAGUUAAUUAAAAGAAACAUUAAAUUUUCAUUGGAUUUAGUUUUGUAUUAUAAUAAAUAAAUAAAAAGCAUGAGUUUUUAAAACUAUUAAAGAAAUGUAAAUAAUGCAGGAUUACCUUUUCAAUGUAUGUAAUAAUACUACAAUAAAAAUCUUAAUUUGUAUUAUCUUUAUUAUCAUUAAAGAUUAAUAGAAAUUAUAUAGGAACAUAAUUAAUUUGGGUGAACUUUUUAUGUAUUCUUCGUUUUUAAUAAAAAUGUUUGCAUUUCUUGUUUUUGUUACCAAGCAACUUAAGACUAAAUAUUUUUCAAAUGUAAAUUUGUUUUAUCUAAGAAUCUUGUAAAUUUUUAGGAAACUGCACCAAAGUUUUAGGGAUUUUUGGAAAUUCAAAGCCCGCAAAGCACACAAAUCCAUUACUUUGUAUCACAUAACAACCUUAAUACUGAUAUAAAAUAAUACCAACAGUAUUUGAAACAAAUAAUUUUCCUCUAAAUUAAUGAUAACUCCACAGGUGGAGUUAUUAUUCUUGUUGACAAUUAUUGUUGUUAAACAUAACUGUAAAUAUUCGUACAUAAUAGUUUUAUGAAUACAAUAUUUAUCUUAUUUUAAGUUAUUUUACUUGGUCUACCUCUUCCAGCCAAAUCAGGUUAUCAUAACUACAUUAUUGUUUUUUGUAAUUGGGAAACAAUCUCUAACUUAAACUAAUCAAUAGUAAUGGGAAUAAUUAUCUGUGAUGUAGUGGUAGCUUGCUCACCUGGCAAGUGAGAGAUCCGGGCUCGAGGCUCGGUGGAGCAGGUACGUUUUUGAUAAAAUUUUUAUUGAAACUAUAUAUAUAUAAUAUUAUAUAUAUAUUAUAUAUAUAUGUACAUAUGUACUGUAUAUGUAUUAUGUAUAUACAGAAAAGUAUAAUAAGUUAAAUUGAAAUCUGCCUGGUUGGCUGAGAGAGGGUUAAUUUAUAUUUGUAUGGUUUUGGAAGGGAGCUGAAGAGUUAUCUUUGUUUGGAUUUUAUAAUUUUAUAUUGGUGUGAUUUUUAUAGAUUAUUUCUUUAAUCAUUGUAACUGAUUUAAAAUAAUUUUUCAACAAUCAUGUAUGGCACAAUCUUAUCAAAUAAACAAAUAAAUCUGUUACUGACAACAAUUUGUACUAUUAUAGUAUAUUUUGGUAAAUGAUAAAUGAAAAAUAUGUGACAGUUUGUCCUUAUGACUAAAAUCUUAUGGAGAAAACAUUUUGCAUCUGGAACGUUUUGUAUCGCUAACAACCAAAUUUCCAAUCAUAUAUAUAUUUCUGAUUUUUAUUGUAAAACAGAACUCUCAGGGUAUUGAUGUUGAGUGAGUUCAAUUUCUAUCUUUGACUUAAUGUAUUGUGGAAAAUACUUGCCUUGGACAAUGCUUGUGCCAUGGUUUCGCUGUGAGUGAAAACCCAUUAUGAAUGGCUAUAGUUAAUGAUAUCCAUCACUGUUUAAAACACUUUGUUUGCAUCAGUGACCUCAACAAAAAGUUCUUCUUACUUAGGAGGCCUAACUAUGUUAAAUGAAAAUUAUGAGAUUAAAUAACACAAAUCUUUUCAUGAGCAUGUAAGCAUACAUGUUCAUUUUUUAUGAUAUUGAACAAAUAUUCAAUGUUGUGGGUGUUACUAAACGUUUAAUUAGUAGUAAUUUAAUAUUAUUGUUUUAUAAUAUUACAGCUCAUAUAUAGGCCUACACACAAGCAUGUUCACUUAAGGAAGAGCUAUCGUGUUACAAAUAAAUUAUUGCUAUUAUACUAAAAAAGAUGCAGUUAGUUUUCUGCCCAAGCAAGCCUUUCUAUAUGAACUGAUAAAUUGGCAAAAGAGAUAUUUUUACUUGUUAAAUCAUUAAUUUAUUAUGUAAUAAGUCAAAAUAAAUAAGUUUCAGUUUUAA